This is a messenger RNA of Schistocerca serialis cubense, 1428 nucleotides long. RefSeq lists its product as uncharacterized. Gene Ontology annotation, molecular function: phosphoric diester hydrolase activity; DNA-(apurinic or apyrimidinic site) endonuclease activity; double-stranded DNA 3'-5' DNA exonuclease activity. The coding region runs from base 1 to 1428 and encodes 475 amino acids. Gene Ontology annotation, cellular component: nucleus. The transcript has a single exon. NCBI's taxonomy places the organism in Eukaryota, Metazoa, Arthropoda, Insecta, Orthoptera, Acrididae. The record is from RefSeq and is a predicted model, not a curated record. Gene Ontology annotation, biological process: base-excision repair.
AUGCAGGAACGCUCUGGCUAUAACGUCAUCACGUGCAAUGUCAAUAAAAUGAAUUCGGUUGUGAAGAUAGACGCCCUCACGGAGUUCCUGCAGCACCGAGCUGCCGAUGUAGCGAUAUUACAAGAAGUCGUCACCACGGACUUGGAACAAGUACCGGGAUUCGACGUCUUCACGAACAUUGACGCAGAAACGAGAACUGGCACUGCUGUAAUGGUGACGAAUGGAAUCGACACAGACGACAUCAAGACCCUGACUGACGGCCGUGGAAUAGCAAUCAAAAUAGCUGGGACGUACUUUGUCAGCAUCUAUGCGCCGUCAGGCACAGAAAAGAAGAGGGCCAGAAGCCAGUUCUUCAAUGAAGAUAUUUGUGCACUCCUUCCACGCAACAACAGCAAUGUUGUGCUGGGAGGCGAUUUCAACUGCGUGUCUGCUCCGGAAGAUCAAGUCCCGGCACCUAAUCUGUGCAUGGAGCUGCAGGAACUCCUAAGGAAACUGAAUCUACGUGACUCUUGGCGUCUAUUAUACCCCAACACAACGGAAUUCACGUACUUCCACAACCGCGGAAGAAGCAGGCUUGACAGGAUUUGUGAGACCAGAGAGUUGGCCACCUCUGUGUCACGUGUGGAAGGCUGCCCUGUGAUCUUCUCCGACCACUGUGCCUACAUUUGCAAGCUCCAGCUGCCAACGAAUAAAUUAUCAGGAGGAAGAUCAGCGUGGAAACUUAACACGGAACAUCCAAGUGACGCCAAACUACAGCAGGAGAUAGCGCUCACCCUAGAAGAAAGUUUACAGACGCGACAACAAUAUCCGACCACCACUCAAUGGUGGGUCGCAUGUGGGAAACCACAAAUCAGGAAGACGCUGAUAAGGCACAGUGCGGAGAAGGCCUUCUGCAGGAACAGCACGGCAGACUUUCACACGCAGUGUCUGAAGGACGCGCUCAACUGUCCUCCAGACGACGACCUGCUUCUCACGCGAGUCAGAGGAAUAAAGGCGCGACUACUGAAUAUCAGGCGUCAACAGAUGAAAGGCGUCGUCGUCCGCAGCCAGACACACGGCGCCACUGAAGACGAACCUGCCACACUGCACCACCUGCAUACAGAGAGGGAGAGGGCACAAAACAGAACUGUAAGAGAGCUUAGCGACGCAGCUGGCCGCAAAAUAACAACUAGGAGGGACAUGAUGCAUCACGUAGAAGAACACUUCUCUGAACUCUUCAAGGGAGAGGAACCAGAUGACGCAGAAACAGCAAAAAUACUACAAGGAAUGCGCAGACGGCUGAACGACACCGAUCGCGCUUUGCUGACAGAGGCAGUGUCAGAGGAAGAAGUCAAAGCCGUCCUCAAAACCUGCGCCAAUGGCAAAGCUCCAGGAGCGACGGAUUACCGUCAGAAUUCUACGCCACAAAGUAGAUGUAAUAAUAACUGA